This is a messenger RNA of Danaus chrysippus (African queen), 231 nucleotides long. The record is from the annotation of a GenBank genome assembly. NCBI's taxonomy places the organism in Eukaryota, Metazoa, Arthropoda, Insecta, Lepidoptera, Nymphalidae.
CUGCGCCGACGGCUGCGCGCGGACUGCCGCCUGACACCUCCACGGCUGAGUCCGAGCCUGCCCCCCCGAGCUCCCCCCUCCCGCCCCCUCGGCUUCACUUUCGCACGGUCGCGAACCCGUCGCGACACUAGUUUAAUUGCAGCCGUUGCAGAACCGGAUUUAUUGUCUCCCGUCGAUAUCACCUCCUGUGUCAUGGUGCCCGCUGCCCGCAGACGGACGGGAAUUAAGUAG